CAUUUCUUGCUUUCAAUAAUAUCGUAAUCUCACUAGGAUUUAGGCAAACUAUUCAUAUUUCAUAGAGUAGUAUACACAUGUGAGUCGUGACAAGUCACACACCUAGCCCAACUCGUCCAAUUUUUACCAUAUAUUCUAAACCCUGUCCAGAUUCAAUGUAUUUGCUUGUUACCCUUAAGAAUGAUCCAAAUAGUUUUUAGUUUCUCUAACAAUCUAAAUAAAUCUCUUAUUUCUCUGCACCUUUCAAGUAAUCCAUCACUCUAUUGCAUACCACCUUUACAACAACCAUGGGAGAGGUUGUAGACCCUGCUUUCAUCCAAGACCCAGAGCACAGGCCAAAGCCCUCCAUCAUCAAAGCUGAGGGUAUUCCUGUGAUUGAUCUCUCUCCAAUAAUCAACAAAACUGUUUCAGACCCAUCUGCCAUUGAAGACUUAGUGAAGGAGAUAGGAGAAGCAUGCAAAGAAUGGGGCUUCUUCCAAGUAACAAACCAUGGUGUUCCCCUGAGUCUGAGGCAGGGGAUUGAGGAAGCCUCAAGGAAGUUCUUUGCGCAGAGUCUGGAAGAGAAGAGGAAGGUUAGCAGAAAUGAGACAAAUCCAACUGGUUAUUAUGACACAGAGCACACCAAGAACGUGAGGGAUUGGAAGGAAGUCUUUGAUUUUCUUGCCAAAGAUCCCACUUUUGUCCCUUUGACUCCUGAUGAAGAUGAUGAUCGAGUCAAUCAAUGGACUAAUCCAACCCCUGAAUACCCUCCAAAUUUCAGAGUUAUACUGCAAGAGUACAUUCAGGAGGUGGAAAAGCUGGCCUUUAAGUUGCUGGAGCUUAUAGCUCUGAGCUUAGGCCUUGAACCAAAGAAGUUUGAACAAUUCUUCAUCAAAGAUCAAACAAGCAAUAUAAGAUUUAACCACUAUCCUCCUUGUCCAUUCCCUGACCUGGCUCUUGGCGUUGGUCGGCACAAGGAUGGUGGUGCCUUAACCAUUCUUGCCCAAGAUGAGGUUGGAGGACUUGAGGUGAAACGUAAAGCAGACCAACAGUGGGUCAGAGUUGAACCAACUCCAGAUGCUUAUAUUAUAAAUGUUGGUGAUAUUAUUCAGGUUUGGAGCAAUGAUGCAUAUGAGAGUGUGGAACAUAGAGUGAUGGUUAACUCUGAGAAAGAAAGGUUUUCCAUUCCAUUCUUCUUCUUCCCUGCACAUGACACUGAAGUCAAGCCUUUGGAGGAGCUGAUAAAUGAGCAAAACCCUUCAAAAUAUAGGCCAUAUAAUUGGGGCAAGUUUCUUGUCAACAGAAAAGGCAGCAAUUUCAAGAAAAAAAAUGUGGAGAACAUUCAAAUCUACCAUUUUAAGCUACCUUAAAGAUUGUAUAAUAGGACUGUACCUUAAUUAUUAUCUGCAGGGUUCAUUAUGUUAUGCUAGUAUCAGUGUAUCACCCAAUAAAAUAAGACAUUAAAUUAUUAGAAUUUAUGAUGUUCAUUUCAAAAGUUGAAAUUA
Lotus japonicus is the source of this 1484-nucleotide messenger RNA. RefSeq names its product jasmonate-induced oxygenase 2-like. The record is from RefSeq and is a predicted model, not a curated record. Gene Ontology annotation, molecular function: dioxygenase activity. The transcript is spliced from 3 exons. Bases 288 to 1349 code for a protein of 353 amino acids. NCBI's taxonomy places the organism in Eukaryota, Viridiplantae, Streptophyta, Magnoliopsida, Fabales, Fabaceae.